This is a messenger RNA of Cryptosporidium muris RN66, 2994 nucleotides long. Its product is annotated as ATP-dependent DNA helicase, RecQ family protein. Lineage: Eukaryota; Apicomplexa; Conoidasida; Eucoccidiorida; Cryptosporidiidae. Bases 1 to 2994 code for a protein of 997 amino acids. Gene Ontology annotation, molecular function: four-way junction helicase activity; 3'-5' DNA helicase activity; nucleic acid binding. The record is from RefSeq and is a predicted model, not a curated record. The transcript has a single exon. Gene Ontology annotation, cellular component: cytoplasm; chromosome; nucleus. Gene Ontology annotation, biological process: double-strand break repair via homologous recombination.
AUGUCUAUGUCGUCUAAAUCCUCUAAUAAUAAAGUAGAACAAAGUAAAAAUUCGGCUCUUAAUAAUAUCGAUACCCAUUUACAAUGGUUACAUAGUUCUUCGAUAUCUGUGUUUAAUGAGUGCUUAGAAGAAAGUAUAGAAUCCUUGAAAUCUAAUUUAGAAGAAGAUGAAAAUAUAUCAAUCAGAACCUGUGAACAAACAGAUCAUAAUAUAGGUACUGUAAUCAAGGGAUCUAAGAGCUUAUCAGCAAUUAUCGAAUCUCUAUCUAAGAAAAGGAUCUCAAUUAAAUAUGGUAAAACAACACAUAGUACUUAUAAAGGUACUAUAAGUAUUGAUUCACAAAAUUCUGCAGGAAUACCUCGAGAAAAAAGUAGGAGCAAGUCUUGUUCUAUUAAUGAAAAUACUAGUUUAAAUUUAAGGAAAUCAAAUACAAAUAGAGGACUUGAGCUAGAGAAAUAUGUAUCAAAUUCAAAUAAUUCAAAUAAUAAGAGGUCAGGACGACAAAAUAACUUUGAAAUAAGGGACAUAUCAAACUUUAUAGAGAAUAGACAUACUAGCUGUAUACAGGUAAACAGUGAUGAUAAAGACUGGAAAAGUAAUGAAUUUGAUUGGAGCUCGGAUCUAUAUAGGAUAAAUGAGAAAAUUUUUGGCAAUAGAUCUUUUAGAGAAAAUCAAAGAGAAAUAAUGAAUGCAAUAAUAAGCCAAAGAGAUGUUUUUGUAAUGAUGCCAACAGGUGGUGGAAAAUCACUAUGUUUUCAACUUCCAGGUUUAAUCCCUCAAAAUCCACACGGGAGUGUUACAGUAGUAGUAAUGCCUUUGCUAGCAUUAAUGGUGGAUCAAAUUGAACAACUGAAUUUACUUGGAAUUAAAUGUGCAGGACUGAAUAGCAAUCAGAAUAAGGAAGUUGUUAAUGCAAUAUAUAAUAGCUUACGUAAUGGAGAUCCACAAACAUGUCCUCAAUUCCUAUUUGUUACUCCUGAAAAGCUAAAACAUUCUGAGGUACUAUUUUCUAUACUUCAUACUUUGAAUAAUCAAUCACGAUUACUUAGAUUUGUGAUUGAUGAAGCUCAUUGUGUGUGUCAAUGGGGAUUUGACUUUAGACCAGAUUACAUACAAUUAUGUAGACUUAGGGAAAAAUUUCCCAAUGUUCCAAUUGUUGCACUUACAGCAACUGCAACUCGUGAUAUUUUAGCAGAUGUUAUACGUCAAUUAAAUAUGGUGAAUCCUGUGGUUUUUGCAUUAUCAUUUGAUCGCCCUAAUCUUCGUUAUGAGGUUAGACCAAAAAUUGGUAAUAAAGCAAAAUUAGUCAAAGAAGUAACUGAAAUAAUCUCAAAGUUUAGUCAUUCAACUUGUAUAAUCUAUUGCCUCAGUCGUAGUGAAUGUGAAGAUAUUUGCAAAGAAUUAAUCAAAAAUGGAAUCUCCGCCACUUAUUAUCAUGGGUCUAUGAAAGAUGAAAAACGUAAUAUUGCCCAGAAACAAUGGAUGAGUGAUGAAAAACAGGUAAUGGUUGCAACUGUUGCAUUUGGAAUGGGAAUUAACAAAAAAGAUGUACGUUUAGUGAUUCACCUUUCAAUGCCGAAAUCACUAGAAAAUUAUUAUCAGGAAAGUGGACGUGCUGGAAGAGAUGGUAUGGAGUCUUUAUGUAUUUUAUAUUAUUCUUAUAAGGAUGUUGUAAGACUACAAGCACUUACAGAUAUUAAUGUCGAAAACUCUAAUAAGAAGUAUAGACGUAAUAAUGAUUCAAAAAAUAGAGGUGAUAAUUCAUUACAUGCUCUAUUAGGUAUUGUAAAAUACUGUGAAGAACAAUAUGAAUGUAGAAGAUCAAUUAUACUUCGACAUUUUGGAGAAAUUUUCGGUGGUUUAUGUAGAGUUCAGUGUGAUAACUGUCGCAGAUUAAAAAUUGAACAACCAAUAAAUAUUGAAGUGAGGGGAAUUGUUGAAUGUAUAAUAACAUCUAUAAAACAUUUUUAUGAAUAUUCUAGACAAAGACCAAAAAAUAAUGGUUUCUUAACAAUUUCUUCCUUAAUUGAUAUUUUGAAGGGGAAAAAAAAAAAGGGUAAAUUUAAUGAUGAGUAUUUAAGAGGAUGUUAUGGUAUUCUUAAUGAAAAUGAAAUAUGGAAAAUAGAGAAUGUUCAGCGUCUUAUUCACAUGAUGGUUAUUAAUCAGUUCUUGUCUGAAAGAGUAAUUCAAUUUAAUAGUGGUGUUAUAGUGGCUAAUUUACAAUUAGGCCCUUUAGCUAACGAAAUAUUUGAACUAGGAAAAAAUCCACAAUUUAAUUCAAUUUCAAUUACCUUAGAAACAACUUACCCAACUCCAUUAUUAGACAACAUAAAAGCAAGAAAUUGCACUAAAAUUGACAAUCUAAAUAUAAAUAUUCUAUCUAACUUUUCCUUUGAAAAUAGUGGCAAAACAGUGACCUCAGAACAAAGUACUGUUAGAUUAGCAUCAAAGAGAGUUAAUAGUAAAAACUCAGGGGGUUCAACUAAAAGACGUCAAAUUUCAUCAUCUAUUGAAUUUGACAAUGUUACACAUAAUACUGAGAAUGAAUCUAUUGAAAACCUCUCUAUAUUUAAUAUAUCCCAAUUCCAAAGUGAUACUUUACCUAAUUGUGACAUAUUUUCAGAAAUAUCCCUCAAAGAUUUGAGAAGUAAACUAAUGACAUUAAGGAGAAAUUUGGCAAGUUCAUAUGGAAUUUCAAAUACAUCGUCAAUUGCAUCAAAAGAAGCAAUUGAUAAUCUAAUAAAUUACUUACCAACAAGCAUAGAUAAACUCUCUAUUCUUCCUGGAUGGGGUGCUAAGCAAAAACUUGAAAGAUUUGGCCCAUCUUUUCUCUCAAUAAUUAGAGAAUUCUUAUUUAUGAAUUGUGUUGACAAAUAUAAUAUAUCAAAUGAUAAAAUAGAAGAUCCAAAUUCAGUUAGUUUAACUUAUCAAUGUCCCAUUGAUCUAAUUAACCAUGAAGAUCUUGACAAAGAAUUGGACUUAAUAGGUUUCUAG